CCAGUAUCCUCAGGAGCCCUCCUGCAAGGCCAUGAAGAUGAUCUGGCUCUGCCUCUCUGCAGCCCUUCUGGUCAGUCUGGUGGACAGCACCCCAGAGCUUAGAAACAAUAUUCAGGACCAAGGUCAGGAGAAGACUUCAGAAAGACAUCUCAAGGAACACAUAGUACAGGAGUUCCCAACACAAAUACUGAAAGAGGAGGAUAAAGAAGCUUCUAAGCCUGCUUUCUGCAUGGAGCCUCAAUCGAAGGGUGACUGCAAGGCCAUGAUAAUGAGAUACUUCCACAACGCUGAAACCGGCCUCUGUGAGCAGUUUAGUUAUGGCGGUUGCGGAGGAAACAGAAACAACUUCCUAACAAAAGAGGAAUGCGUGAAGACCUGCUCUCCAGGGCCAGGUUCCCUGUGGUAA
Odocoileus virginianus texanus is the source of this 406-nucleotide messenger RNA. NCBI's taxonomy places the organism in Eukaryota, Metazoa, Chordata, Mammalia, Artiodactyla, Cervidae. The record is from RefSeq and is a predicted model, not a curated record.